CUCAGGCUAGGGCGACUGAACCAGCGAGCCUGCGCACGUGCACAGGCUACCGAGAGGGGCUCGCCAGCUGGGAGGGGGGGGCGCUGAGGGCACCUACGAGCCCAGCAGCGGCGGCGGACCAGACAGUGCGGCGGAGCCUGCGAUCCCUGCCUGGGCCUCCUGGGCUCAGAGCAGGCAGUAGGGGCGGCAGCGGGGGCGGGCUCGGCCAAAGCUGGCUCCUUGGAGGGCCGGCCUGGAAGCUUCAGCCCUGCGGAGCCCGGGCUGCGGGGUACAGGCCUCUGCCAAUCCUCCGUGUGCCCUCAGGGAUGGGUAAAGCCCGCUGGGCGCGCGCUACUUCCCCGGGGCCGUCGUCUCACUAGGGCCCCCUGGUGGCGCUAGGAUGCACCUGUCGGCGGUGCUCAACGCCCUCCUGGUGUCAGUGCUGGCGGCCGUCCUGUGGAAGCACGUGCGGCUGCGCGAGCAUGCGGCCUCCCUGGAGGAGGAGCUGGCCCUCGGCCGCCAGGCCCCCGAACCUGCCCCAGCGCUGAGGAUUGACUACCCGAAGGCGCUGCAGAUCCUGAUGGAGGGCGGCACGCACAUGGUGUGCACGGGGCGCACGCACACCGACCGCCUCUGCCGCUUCAAGUGGCUCUGCUACUCCAGCGAGGCCGAGGAGUUCAUCUUCUUCCACGGUAACGCCUCGGUUAUGCUUCCCAGCCUGGGCUCCCGGCGCUUCCAGCCCGCCCUGCUCGACUUGUCCACGGUGGAGGACCACAACACCCAGUACUUCAACUUCGUGGAGCUGCCGGCCGCUGCCCUGCGCUUCAUGCCCAAGCCGGUGUUCGUGCCCGACGUGGCCCUCAUCGCCAACCGCUUCAACCCCGACAACCUCAUGCACGUCUUCCACGAUGACCUGCUGCCCCUCUUCUACACCCUGCGGCAGUUUCCAGGCUUGGCCCACGAGGCCCGGCUCUUCUUCAUGGAGGGCUGGGGUGAGGGCGCGCACUUCGACCUCUAUAAGCUUCUCAGCCCCAAGCAGCCCCUCCUGCGGGCGCAGCUGAAGGCCCUGGGCCGGCUGCUGUGCUUCUCCCAUGCCUUCGUGGGCCUCUCCAAGGUCACCACGUGGUACCAGUACGGCUUCGUCCAGCCCCAGGGCCCAAAGGCCAACAUCCUUGUCUCAGGCAACGAGAUCCGGCAGUUUGCGCGGUUCCUGACGGAAAAGCUGAACGUGAGCCACGCAGGAGGUGCCCUGCGCGAGGAGUACAUCCUGGUCUUCAGCCGCACCCAGAACAGACUCAUCCUGAAUGAGGCGGAGCUGCUGCUGGCACUGGCCCAGGAGUUCCAGAUGAAAACGGUGACCGUGUCCCUGGAGGACCAUGCCUUUGCAGAUGUCGUGCGGCUGAUCAGCAAUGCUUCCAUGCUGGUCAGCAUGCACGGGGCCCAACUGGUCACUGCCCUCUUCCUGCCCCGCGGGGCAGCCGUGGUGGAACUUUUUCCAUACGCCGUCAACCCUGACCACUACACCCCCUAUAAGACACUGGCCACGCUGCCCGGCAUGGACCUUCAGUACAUAGCCUGGCGGAAUACGAUGCCAGAGAACACGGUCACACACCCAGAGCGGCCCUGGGACCAGGGGGGCAUCACCCACCUAGACAGGGCUGAGCAGGCCCGGAUCCUGCAAAGCCAGGAGGUCCCGCGGCACCUCUGUUGCCGGAACCCAGAGUGGCUCUUCCGCAUCUACCAGGACACCAAGGUGGACAUCCCAUCCCUCAUUCAAACCAUACGGCGCGUGGUGAAGGGCCGGCCCGGGCCUCGGAAGCAGAAGUGGACCGUCAGCCUGUACCCCGGCAAGGUACGGGAAGCAAGGUGCCAGGCGUCGGUACAGGGCGCCUCCGAGGCCCGCCUCACCGUCUCCUGGCAGAUCCCAUGGAACCUCAGGUACCUGAAGGUGCGGGAGGUGAAGUACGAGGUGUGGCUCCAGGAACAGGGGGAGAACACCUAUGUGCCUUACAUCCUGGCCCUGCAGAACCACACCUUCACCGAGAACAUCAAGCCCUUCACCACCUACCUGGUGUGGGUCCGCUGCAUCUUCAACAAGACCCUCCUGGGACCCUUUGCAGAUGUGCUUGUGUGCAACACGUAGCAAGCAGGCCGGCCAGGCUCCUCCAGCUCGGGGUCCCUGGGUCUGCUCGCCACUUGGGUGGCUUCUGGGAAUUAUUUAUUGAGCAGGCUUGGGCCUCCAGAUCAUCUUACUGCAUCUGAGGUGUGGGGUUCUUGGCGCACCUCUUUGCACAGAUGCCAUGGGACCUCCCUACUCCCUUCUCCCAUCCUGAGCAUCCAUAUUCUGGAGAAGGUCCUUAUGCGGAGGAGGAAGAGGAGAGUAAGAAUCUCACCGAACCUUUUUAGCUAAGUGAUCAUGCUGUUCCCUACAGUCUUUCUGGUUGGUACCCAGGUUUCUGGAAACUACAAAUAAUCAUGUGGUUGUUUGGGUGAGUGGUUCCUCAGCUUCCAUCAUCAUGAAAUUCACCUUGUAGCCUAGUGAAGGGUGUUUGGAACAUUCAUUAAAUGAUGAUAACAUCUUGA
Molecule: messenger RNA, 2562 nt
Organism: Camelus dromedarius (Arabian camel)
Lineage: Eukaryota; Metazoa; Chordata; Mammalia; Artiodactyla; Camelidae
Gene: POMGNT2
Product: protein O-linked mannose N-acetylglucosaminyltransferase 2 (beta 1,4-)
Exons: 2
Coding region: 380-2122 (580 amino acids)
Biological process (GO): protein O-linked glycosylation via mannose
Cellular component (GO): endoplasmic reticulum
Molecular function (GO): protein binding; protein O-acetylglucosaminyltransferase activity
Source: RefSeq, a predicted model, not a curated record